CUCAAUGACACAAGCGUACAGCGGAGUCCCAGCAUACGGUAAUCGCAGACGUCCAAAGCCUGUGGGAUCACACAUGGGCGCAUGAUCACCGCGUUUCCGUCCAGUGUUCUAUCUCCAGGUCUGGUCUACAAAUUGUUCUGAAAUUAUUUAUUCUGAUUGUUCUUUGAUGUAGAAAGCGUGGUUCGAAGGGAUCGUAAACGAUUUCUCUUCCGUCUUUCUGUUGCUGUAAAUGUUCACGAGGCUGACAAAACCGUGGAAAACGCUGUGUUUUCCAUAAACUACACAAACUUCACAUGGGAAAUAGCAGCUUGUCUCAACACGAUUCUCUGCCGUUGCAUUCUACUGUGGGAAAGAAAUAUCGCUUCAACGCAGACUUUUACGCCUCAAAGUCACUCGCUACUUUCCCAUGGAUUUCACUUCCAGCCUCUGAAAAAGGGGCGUAAGCUACCAUAUGCGGAGAUCAGACAUUCCUACUCUUGCGGUUGCAGAGAACAAUCUUGGGCCACGUACUGAUGGUAGCGCAUGGAAGUUGAAUUAAUGCAGCCGAGCAGAUUUGAUGGUUUAUCACGUUAUCUCAAACUUCCACGUGCCCAUCAUUAAAAGAAAAGGAGGCGUUUAAUUGAUUGGGCAAAAAGGCCUGCAAAAUACAAUCAAAUGAAGUGGUACACUUUCUUAACGGGGGUUUAUGCGACACAAGUUCACCGAAUUUGCUGGUACAUCACAAUAGAAGGUGUAGCAUUUCUGUAGCAUUUCAAUCAGUUUGUGUCAAAUGAUUGAUCUGUCAUUUCACGUGUAUUGAUAUUAGCAGUUUGAUUGUAGUGAUUGUACCAUUACCAACAUACCAUUAUGGCAAACGAGAAUUCAUACGACAACCGAGAUAUUGUUCAAAAUUACAUUUAUCACAAACUUCUUAAAAGGGGAUAUGUGUGGGAAUUCAACAGCAUAGCAGAAAUAGACUCUCCAAAUAACGGUGUAGCGGACAACUCUGAAGUUUACGCUCGGAGACUACACGUAGACGCGGCUGGAGACGACCCAGACUCCCCGGUGCCCUCCCUGCGCUCGCCACCCGACCCGCACACAAGAUUGAACCGUGUCCUCCGCGAGGCAGGGGACGAAAUAGAGAGGAUGUACCAGCGAGACUUCGCGGCCAUGGGGGACCGCUUGCACUUCACCCCAGGCACCGCGCAGAGGAAAUUCACUGCGGUCGCCGAGGAGCUGUUCAGCGACGGCGUGAACUGGGGUCGAAUCGUCGCCUUUUUCGAGUUCGGAGGAACCAUGUGCGUGGAGAGCGUCAGCCGGCAGAUGGUGCCCCAAGUGGAUCUCAUAGCGCACUGGAUGACGGAGUAUUUAGACGGGCCACUCCAAAACUGGAUUGAGGAGAACGGCGGCUGGGAUGCAUUUGUGGAGUUGUAUGGGCAGCCUCGUGGUGCAGUGCCUCCAUCUUGGCCUAACCUGAAGACAGUGUUGGGAAUGGCCGCUCUGGGUGCGGCUGGUGUCACCAUCGGAGCCCUCUUCACCCAGAAGUGAUGGACAAGGGAGGAGGAGGAAGGGGGGCUUGACUCUUCAUCUUCUGCGUUUCAUCCUUGACUUCACUCCUUUUCUUUCGUGACCUCUUCAAAGGCCAGCUCAGUUCUUCAAGAAGUUCUCCACGGCAUUGGGGACUUUCCCCUCAGCAGUGCGGAGAGCCACUGAGCGUCUCCCAGACAACCUUCUUCUUUUCAUCACUCCGUGGCAAUCUUCGGUGUGUCUGUCUGUCCCACUUUUUAUCUCACAAACACAUGUAUUCCCUGAAAUGGAAUGAGGGAGAAAAGCUAAUCUGAGGAUAGCAGCUGUGCUAAAGCACAAGGAACAAGGAACACAUUGAUGCACAACCACAUUUGUCUGUGUGUGUGUGUGUGUGUGCAAAAUGAAGAUGUGAGCAGUCACAUAUGACAUGGCCUAUGACUCUUUCAUACAAUUCAAUACAGGACAAUACAAUACAAAACAACGCAUGGGAAAACAGCAUUCACAAGUAGACAACAAUUAACUUUUAACUGUUAUGGAAUAUAUGGUGCAGAGUGCAGUUUAAAGAACUUUUUUGAACUGAAAUGAACCCAAGACUGAAGCCAUGCUUGACACAUAUAGGCAGCAUUUUGCAUGGUAAUUUUCCAAUGCUUUUUUAAAAGCUCCUUUAUACAAAGCAUGAAUCUGUGAUAACGGUGUUACACAUGGCAAGAAAAAAAAAUCUUAUGAAAAGAAGAAAAUUAAGAAAAAUAUAUGAAAAGUAGAGAAAGGUAGAUAAAGUUGAAAAAUGUCCGGUGUGAAUGUAUAUAGCUCCUUUUCCCUGUGCAUGCAUGUUUAAUGCAAUAUGUCAUUUCUGCAUGCUGCUCCUGAAACAGAAAAAAAAUUAUCUUCUCUCUUUUACUUUCUCAAUUUCUCUUUUUUUCCUUACUUUCCUCCUUGAUGUUUUUGUUUCUCUUUGCAAAGGAGUUGUUGGGGAGAGAGGAUAGACAGAGGGGCUCUUUUGUAUUCAGAUCAGAUGUUGAGCAUCUUUCAUUAAAACUUUCAGCCUUUUUCUUCCUCUAUGUAUGUACUGUAUGUACAUAUGUGUGUGUGUAUACUGUAUGCUUGUGUGUGUAUGUGUGUGUGUUGUCUUCGGUGGCUUUAGCUUUCCACCACACCUGAAUGUAUCUAGUUGUUUGCUUGUUUUAUUUUCUGUCAGUUGUCAUUGUUUAUACAAAUGUAUUCCUUA
Molecule: messenger RNA, 2731 nt
Organism: Alosa alosa (allis shad)
Lineage: Eukaryota; Metazoa; Chordata; Actinopteri; Clupeiformes; Clupeidae
Gene: bcl2a
Product: BCL2 apoptosis regulator a
Exons: 2
Coding region: 847-1527 (226 amino acids)
Biological process (GO): intrinsic apoptotic signaling pathway in response to DNA damage; extrinsic apoptotic signaling pathway in absence of ligand; negative regulation of intrinsic apoptotic signaling pathway
Cellular component (GO): mitochondrial outer membrane
Molecular function (GO): protein heterodimerization activity; protein homodimerization activity
Source: RefSeq, a predicted model, not a curated record